This is a messenger RNA of Bufo bufo (common toad), 1375 nucleotides long. RefSeq names its product golgin A7 family member B (gene GOLGA7B). Lineage: Eukaryota; Metazoa; Chordata; Amphibia; Anura; Bufonidae. The transcript is spliced from 5 exons. The record is from RefSeq and is a predicted model, not a curated record. Gene Ontology annotation, biological process: peptidyl-L-cysteine S-palmitoylation; protein targeting to membrane. Gene Ontology annotation, cellular component: palmitoyltransferase complex. The coding region runs from base 84 to 578 and encodes 164 amino acids.
UGGAGACUUAAGAGCUUUACAGAGAGUCCGGGAGGUCUGCCCUUUCUCUGGUCGGCGCCUGGACGUUCUGGGAGAGUUGACAAAUGCAUAACCUUCAGGAUCUGAGGAGAAGCGCCUCCCUGUCCACCAAAGUCUUCAUACAAAGGGACUACAGUGAAGGAACCAUGUGCCAGUUCCAAACCAAGUUCCCAGCAGAGCUGGACAGUCGGAUUGAGAAGCAGCUCUUCGAAGAGACGGUUAAGACUCUCAAUAUGUACUACAUGGAAGCCGAGAAGAUCGGGGGCAGCUCCUACCUGGAGGGGUGCUUGGCAUGUGCCACCGCCUAUUUCAUCUUCCUCUGUAUGGAGACACACUAUGAGAAGGUGCUGAAGAAAAUCUCCAAAUACAUCCAAGAGCAGAAUGAAAAAAUAUAUGCUCCCAGGGGCCUCUUAAUUACUGACCCGGUAGAGCGGGGGAUGCGCGUUAUUGAAAUCUCCAUCUAUGAAGACAGGUGCAGCAGCGGCAGCAGCAGCAGUGGUAGCAGCAGCAGCACUGCCAGCAGUGCCGGGGGUGGAGGAGUAGCCAGUCGUGCCCGAUGACUGGCAGAGAGUCCCUGCGGGGACCUGUACUGCCGAGACGACGGCCUUUCUGAAAUAAGAAGACUGAGGUAUCAGAGCACAAGGUUCUAGGCUUUUGAGAUCGCAGAACUAGGAAGGGAAUAUGAACCCAGUAGCAUUUCUUACCAUUGACUAACCUGAGCCGUGAAGAGCCAUCACUGUAUGUUGUUUACAUCCUGCCCGGUUCAUAAGAAACAUUAUUCAAAAUGGCUUCCAUAUGGAUUUUCUUCCACAACUACAACAUGCAGUUACAAGAUUCAAUGUGUGCUUUGUCAUUACGAUGAUAUUGGUGGUGAUGAUGAUGAUGAUGAUGAUGAUGAUGAGACCCAUCUAACAUCGCCAACUUGACUUUCAUGCCAUGUCGAUCAGAUAUUUCCAAAAAGUUUACAUUUAUGGUCAUUCUUACCAACCUCAAGGAAGAAGACUCCAAUUCCGCUUUGUAAGAGGACAGAUAGCACCAUGCUUACAACAGUUCUCCGAGUUUUAUAUAUUGUUGACCUAUCCUCAGGGUAGCUGAAGUAUGUGAGCCCCCACCGAUCAGUAUGUGAACCCCCACCGAUCAUAAACUGAUGACCUAUGCUGAGGAUAGCUCAUCAAUAUGUAAAUCCUGAAGGACCCUUUUAAGUAGCUGCUAUUCAUUUUAAAGGGGUUGUUGUUUUUCCAAAAACUGCACCAUCUUAAAGAGAGUUUAUCAGGUUGUAUAAGCCCAAAAAGUCAUUACUAUGUCAAUGUAGUGCCCUUCCCCUGUCACCCUGUUGGCCUUGAUUGACAAUUUCUGA